AAAGGCAGUGUGAGCAGGAAGUCCUCAAAAUCUUCAAUAACCCUGACAUUCAAUAAUUCAUUCAUUCUGAGGACAACAUGUUUGUUGAGACUCGUCUUGUUACACUCUUUAAACAGAACUGGCAGCACACCCUGACAUAUUGGAGUGUGUUCUUCAGUUUUGGACUCUGUAUAGCAUUCCUUGGGCCGACCAUAUUAGAUCUGAAAUGUCAGACCAACUCAACGCUACAGGAGAUCACUUGGGUUUUCUUCUCACAGCAGAUAUGUCUACUUAUUGGCAGCUCGAUUGGUGGCGUUUUCAAGAAAACGUUGCUCAGUGCUCUUUCUGCUCUCUUCCUGUCUUCGCUCCUCAUUUCUCUGAUCUUUGCCAUCAUUCCUCUCUGCUACAACGUACUGCAAUUAGCCAUAGCCAUGGCUGUGUCAGGACUGUCAAUGGGUAUCAUUGAUACAAUUGCAAACAUUCAGCUGGUGGCUCUUUACAAGAAAGACUCUGCAAUUUUCCUACAGGCAUUGCACUUUUUCAUCGGCUUUGGUGCUCUUGUGAGCCCUCUGAUCGCAGAUCCAUUCCUUACGGAGCAUUGUCACAGUAUAAACAGCACAGAGAACGAGGCAAUAAUGCACCACUUCAGACACAGUCUGGCAGGCCUCAGGAGCCCGAUGCUUCUCAACCGCUCUGGAGAGCAUUCUGGAGGAGUCACAGAGCAGUCCAGUGUGUCGUAUGCUUUCUGGAUCAUGGCUCUAAUUAAUCUGCCAGUACCCAUUGCAGUGUUUGUGCUAAUGUACUGCAAGAAGCUGAUCCCUUGUUGUACUCCAGGUCUCUUGGACAAAAAUGAGCUGGCCAUGCAGACCAACACAACUGAGGCACAAGAGCAAGAAGCGGGAGGUCAUGGAGACGUUUUCAGCUGCUGUGUGAAUGGUAACCUCCGUGAGCUUCCUGUCUCGUUCUUUGGAAUUCAUAUUCUGGGAGGCCUGGUCCUCUUUAUGACUGAUGGCAUUGUGGGUGCCUAUGCUGGUUUUGCGUACACAUAUGCUGUGACGUCUCCGAUGUCACUGAAUGCUAAAACAGCUGGCUAUUUACCGUGUAUCUUCUGGGCUGCUAUCACUGGAGGAAGGCUGAUAUCCAUUCCACUGGCUUAUCGCUUCAGACCAGUGUACCUGCUCGUGUUUAGCCAGGUUGGCGUAAUAGUGACUGUAUUGCUACUGCUGAUUUUUUAUACUAGUAGCAUAUUCCUGUUUGUGGGGACAUGUUUACUUGGUCUUUUCCUCAGCAGCAUCUUUCCAUGCAUGCUUGCUUACACUGAGGACGUUCUAGACUACAAGGGAUGUGCCACCACUGUCAUAGUGACCUGUGCUGGAAUGGGUGAAAUGGUCCUACAGGUCGUGGUUGGAUCGAUCAUUCAGACAGAGGGCAGCUAUAGUUUCCUCCUCUGUGGCAUGAUUGCUGGGUGUAUUGGGUUUGUUCUCUUCUUUGGCCUCAUGCUGUGUCACUACUUCCACAGAAACUACAUCAGAGGAACAUCUAAAAAGCCAGCUAAGGUGGAGCAACCAGACCCAGUGGAGAUACCAACUGAAGCCCCAGAGAGGGAAGAUGAGAAAGCAGAGCAGAAAACAGAGGAGAAAAUAUGGGACAAAUUAGAGAUAAAAACAGAGCAGAAAAAAUAAGAAAGAUAAUAAUUUCUAUAAAUGUAAUUUUGAGCGACUGUUUCAAACUCUCAUACUAACAUACAGGCAAAGUAAUACCUCAAAACACAAUGCUAUGAUCCAGUAGUUUCUUUUGGCAUGAAAUCAAAGUUAAAAUAUUCAAUAAGCCUGCAUAAUAUUAGUAUAACAUAGUCUUCUUAGUUGCAAGCUAAUGGAGUAAGCCUGUUUUCUGUAAAUCUCAUUCUGCUAUGUAUUACAGGAAGACACCACAGCGCAGGCUUGUUUAAACAGUUCCAGUAUUUUUUUAGUGAAAAAGCAGGAGUGUCUUACGAUGCCUGUCUGAUUUGUACUAGGGUCAAUAGACUACUGACAAAAGUUAGUAGUGUUGGAUCAUAUUUCCACUAUGUAUCUUUGUAUGUGCUGUGUGGUCCUAUUGCAUUGACCAGACUACUCUUCUUUUUGAAUUUUUCAUCUUAUUUAUUGUUGUAAAAUGUAUUUUGUAAAAUGUUUCUUAGGCAUUUCAUGUUAGUGAAUGUGGCUGCAUAUUGUCUCUAAAAUCUUGAUGAAUGGGGACCUGUUAUUCUUGAGAAAUUGUCCUUUUGUUGGUAUGUAGAUACUAUACAGUGGUUUUACUGUACAGUAAUAAACUCUUUUA
Messenger RNA from Tachysurus vachellii, 2295 nucleotides. RefSeq names its product major facilitator superfamily domain containing 4Ab (gene slc60a1b). The coding region runs from base 78 to 1661 and encodes 527 amino acids. The record is from RefSeq and is a predicted model, not a curated record. The transcript is spliced from 10 exons. Lineage: Eukaryota; Metazoa; Chordata; Actinopteri; Siluriformes; Bagridae.